This is a messenger RNA of Saxophila tyrrhenica, 1293 nucleotides long. RefSeq lists its product as uncharacterized. The transcript is spliced from 2 exons. The coding region runs from base 1 to 1293 and encodes 430 amino acids. The record is from RefSeq and is a predicted model, not a curated record. NCBI's taxonomy places the organism in Eukaryota, Fungi, Ascomycota, Dothideomycetes, Mycosphaerellales, Extremaceae.
AUGUUGCCAUUCUACUCUGCUUUGCUGCUGUUACUCCUCGGCAGCGUCACAGCUCAAGUCACCUUCCAGAACUCCUCCACGACAAGACUACGGGUGGACAAUGGGACCUACGGGCCUGACAUUGAGGAAGUGCACUACUACUACGAUCAAUGGCCCAUCGGAAUUGCAGUAGCCUCAGAUGGGCGAAUCUUCACGAGCUACACUCGAGGGACGUACCGCUACACCCUAGGCACAGUGGUCAACAAGACCGCUGAACGACCGUACCCAUCAUUGGACCUCAACCUGCCGCUUGACCAGCUCAACACGAGUUACAAUGGCAUACCCUUCGGCUCCGCCAACUCAUCAGGCUUCAUCUCGGUCCAGGCACUUUACAUCACCACCCAAACUUCUUCCCGCCCAGAGACGCUCUGGGUUCUCGACACAGGCCGCCCGACCGUCUACAACGGCCAAGGCGACCCAUCUAUGCCGUACGCUCAACCCGGAGGCCCCAAGCUGGUCGCCAUCUCCCUCUCAAACAACACCAUCUAUCAAACCUACACCUUCCCGUCCGAUGUCCACUAUCCCGACAGUUACCUCAACGACCUGCGCUUCGACUUUCAUUCCAACCUCUCCGGCACCUCAGGCAAAGGAAUUGCCUACCUGGUCGACAGCUCCAAUGAAGGCCGACCGGGCUUCAUCAUGGUCGAUCUCGGCACGGGCGAGUCCUGGCGACGAUUGACGCAGGACUAUUCCGUGCUGAGAGGCUUCAAUGAUGUGCCGAGCUACCAAGGGCAGCCGUUCUAUCUCAGGCAGAGUGGCAUGCCGAUCCAGUGGCAGGUGGAGGGACUUGACGGCAUCCAACUAAGUCCGGAUGGGGAGAGGAUGUACUAUAGUCCGCUGUCGACGAACUAUCUGUACUCAGUCCCGACGCAGAAUCUCCGUGCGAGGGACAGCAACCGACUGGCCGAAGUACAGGCUCACGCGAAUGUUUCUUCGCACGGCCAACGAGGCGGCAACGCCAAUGGCUUCGAAGGAGACUCGAACGGGCUGAUCUACCAACUGAUGCCAGAGCACAAUGCGGUCUACUAUUUUGAUCCGAACGAUGGAUUGACGCAUGGCUUUGUUCGUGAUCCUAGAAUCAUCUGGCCUGAUGGUGCCAGCAUUGGCGCUGAUGGAUACAUCUACCUCAACAUCAAUCAGCUGUUCUUCCAGCCUGAUUGGAAUUUUGGUGUUGAUACACGAGAGCAUCCGGGAGCGAUACUGAGGUGCAAGUUGCCGAAUGGAGGGAGCAAAAUCACUAGUCUGUACAACUGA